Messenger RNA from Pedinophyceae sp. YPF-701, 648 nucleotides. The record is from the annotation of a GenBank genome assembly. NCBI's taxonomy places the organism in Eukaryota, Viridiplantae, Chlorophyta, Pedinophyceae.
AUGUCCGAGGAGGGAGAGCCGCGCGUGCCGCAGUGGGAGGGGCCGCUCGAGGACGGCAUUGCACAUGGCGAGGGCAAGAUGACGUACCCCGGGGAGCUCGACGAGGACGGCGAGGAGAAGCCCGGCGACACCUAUGAGGGAAACCUCAACAUGGGGGUGCGUCAGGGGCAGGGGAAGUACACGUGGGCGAGCGGGGCGUACUACGACGGAGAGUACAACGAGAACAAGAAGCACGGCGAGGGGUUCAUGAAGUUCCCGGACGGAGGCAUGUAUGCGGGGCAGUGGAAGGACGACCUGAUCCACGGCAAGGGCAUCUACACCUAUCCCAACGGUGACAUUUACGACGGCGAGUUCGUGGAGGGCAAGAAGCACGGCAAGGGCAACUUCCUGCACAAGGAGUCCCAGAGUCAGUACGUGGGGGAGUUCAAAGACGGCAACUUUGCGGGCGGGCAAUGGAUCCUAGUGGACUGCACGACGUACGCCGGGGAGGCCGAGGAGCUCGCGGACCAGGCGGUCUACAAGAAGGCCGAGUUCAAGCCGGGGACCUUCGAGGCGCUGCGCCUCACGAACGACGAGCAGGAGUUCCCCCUCGACGGCGCCACUGUGGCCAUCCCGCCGCCGCCGGAGCCCGAGGAGACCCCCGCGUGA